Molecule: messenger RNA, 9305 nt
Organism: Trichoplusia ni (cabbage looper)
Lineage: Eukaryota; Metazoa; Arthropoda; Insecta; Lepidoptera; Noctuidae
Gene: sol
Product: calpain-D
Exons: 21
Coding region: 147-4517 (1456 amino acids)
Biological process (GO): proteolysis
Cellular component (GO): cytoplasm
Molecular function (GO): calcium-dependent cysteine-type endopeptidase activity
Source: RefSeq, a predicted model, not a curated record
AUCGAAUGCCAUUGCGUCGCGUUCCUACAUAAAAAAAGUUAUACACAAACAACAUGGUGGAUCAGCUGUUUUCGUUUUUCUCAAAUCCCAAUUUGUUUUCGUAAAACGACGCAUUAUUAUGGUAUCAUAGCCAUGUGUGAAUUAAAAUGGGCUCAAUCGCAUCGGUGCUGCAAUGGCAUUGUCAGACGUGCGGCCAGAUCAACCCAACAGAGAGUGUAAAGUGUUUAAAAUGUGGUACAAAGCGGGUAUCAAGUCAUGACAGUGGUAUUUAUAAAGAAAAUUGUAGAGAUUCUUCCCCGGAGUAUACAUCGCGGACUGGUAAAAGCGAGGGAACAACGCCCGGAUCGGAACCUAUUGUCAUACCGACUGAAAAUUGCUAUAACAGCGGAUGGUCGUGUGUGGGUUCCGCCCCGGAGGCGUCGCGCGCGUGGCGCUGCGCGUGCGGCCUGCACAACGUGUCCGCGGCGUGGCGCUGCGCUGCCUGCGACGCCAUCGCGCCUCACGCGCCUGUCUACAGGCUGUCUGAUGAUGAGGAUCAAGCUUCAGGGAUGACGGACAAGGAAAAGUCUGUUCCAGACACUAUGAUAAGGUCGAACACCCUGGCUGUCCCAUCGUAUAAGCCUACAACGAGUUACUCAGACGGCCGCCGGUUGAACCUCGAUGUGCAGUCGCUCCGACUAUCGCCGACGCAGCUCACAGACCAGGCACAUGGAGUCACCAGAUCUCUCUCUCACGGGUCCGUGAUCAACUCCCAGCAUAAGUGGUGGAAGGUUGACGAGACCGGCCGGGGGACCAUCAACCGACCAAGCAGUUUGAUGGUCUCCGAAAGAUACGGUCAGAUCAACCCCAGAGAGUCGUUCCUCAGAAGCCUGCACACAGUCACGCGAAGACCCAAAAAGUGCAACGAAAGCAAGUCCAAUUGGGAGCUCAAUUAUAUCAAGGAAUAUCAGAGGGAACAGAGUAAAGGUUUGCAUUUGAAGACGUGGUCUUGCAGUAAGUGUACCCUUGAGAAUUCUGGGAUUAGGACGAACUGCGAAGCGUGUAUGUCGCCUAGAGUGUCGCCCCUCGCGAGGAUUCCGAACGCAAGGGGCUUGAGUGUGACCACGCUAGGCAGGCACGAAAGUGCCCUCGGCAGGGAUGGCGGCGCCGCCUCGCUCCCCACGUCAGGGGGCGUCAUGAUCACCGUCCCGGACUGGCCGACUGGGCGGACAACCCUAGGAUCCUCAUUUCGAAGGUCAAUUAGCGCGCAGAACUCGCCAGAAAUCCGCCCAACUUACAGACGAUCGUUCUCCGAGCAAACGAACGCCGAUCGACCGGUCGGCAAAGUUAUAUCGAGUAGGCGAAGUCUGAACGACUACCAGAAGUCGUUGGCGAGUUACUGCGGCAGUCUGCCGAAGACGGAAGUCAAGAGAGACUCGAGAAUAGACGAGAACAGCGUGGAGAUUGAUAAAGAGUGUAGUUGGGACACGAACGCUGAGGGUGUGAUAUACGCCCUGCCGAACAAGGGGAAAUACAAGGACUUGAAUUUGCAACUGCAGGUGAACAACAACGGGACACGGUACUCGUACGUGUCGGUCCAGGAUACAAAGACAGUGAUGAGUAACUCACAGAACGAAGCUUUAUACUCUAAUGACAUCAGUGAUGGGGAUUAUGCGAGGAUAGAUGAGUUGUUGGGGGCUGAGAACUGUAUUUCGCCUGUGAACGAAGUGCCGUCCGUUUCAAAUAUACGGACGUCGCACAUAGGCGUGCGGGAACCGAAGGUGUUCAACAUGCUGCCAUCUGUCGGCAAAGUUUCGCACAAUCCUCGGGAGCAGGCUAAAGUGCCUACGUCACAGCAGCUAGCUUCUCGCGAGUCCCGCAUGUGGCAAUGCAACGAGUGUUGGUUCGCGUACAACGCGUGGUGGGCGCGCUGCUGUGACGUGUGUCGCAGCGGGAGGCCCCCACACGCGGCCGUCACUCUGGCCACCAGGGAUGUGCUUGAUGGACCGCAUAAUAGUACAAGGACGAGCAACCCAUCAGAGGCCUGCAGCAGUAAGGUGGAGUCAAACCGGGAGCCCAAGAAGCUGACAGUCCCUAUAGCCUCGCUGGACCACGACUUGAAUAGCGAUGAAUUGUUAUUUGCUGUUGCCCCGCCGGCGGCGGCCAGCAGCGGGCUCGCCACGUGGUCGUGUGUCCGCUGCACUCUGGUCAACGACGCGGCAGCCGCCGCCUGCGCCGCCUGCGCCGGGUCACGGCCGCAACCUAACUUCUGGUCGUGUAGUUCAUGCACCCUGCAGAACCCGGCGUCGGCGAGCCUGUGCCUGGCGUGCAAGACGCCGCCGGUACCGAAGCAUGGACUCACAGUGCCAGUCAGUGAUUCAAACCACGGUGCCACGGGCCGCAGCCCGUCGCCGCGGCGCGCGCGCGGGACGCCGGCGCCGCCGCGCCGCAGCGCGCGCCUGCACACGCCGCCGCCAGAGCCCAAGUACGUCAACCUGCGUCCGGAGACGAUGGAAUGGCCGUGUUCGGAAUGCACGUACGUGAACAGCGGUUCUGCGGCCUCCUGCGAGAUGUGCCAGUCGCCCAAGACUCGGCUGCUGCCCGCCGCGCCAGACCAACCCUCGUUGGAUGACGAGGACUCGCCUGAAGGCUCAGACGGUGAGCGCCAGGACAGCACUCCGAUGGAGAUCCUCCGCCUCAGUGAGGAGAGCCACGCCUGGACGCAGUGGCAGGAGGUACUGGCGCAGUGUGCCGCGACUGGCGAGUCGUACUCGGACUCAGUGUUCCCGGCCAGCCCUCGCUCGCUGUACUACAGCGGGUCCGGCGAGGGCGCGGCGGCGAGGUGGCUGCGGCCGCACCAGAUACACGUCGAGGCCGACCACCGCCUGCCCUGGGUCGUGUUCCGGGACCCGCGACCCUCGGAUAUCUCGCAAGGGGUCCUGGGCAACUGCUGGUUGCUAUCAGCCCUAGCAGUCCUAGCCGAGCGUUCAGCGUUAGUACGUGGUGUGGUGGUUCGUGGUGAACCCUCAGUGGGAGCCUACCAGCUGCGGCUGUGCAAGGACGGGAGGUGGCUCACAGUCACCGUAGACGACCUGCUACCGGCUAAUAAGAAGGGGCAUCUGGUGUAUUCACAGGCUAAAAGAAAGCAGUUAUGGGUGCCUCUCAUAGAGAAGGCGGUCGCGAAACUGCACGGAUGUUACGAGGCGUUAGUGUCUGGGCGAGCUAUCGAAGGUCUGUGCACGCUGACGGGCGCGCCGUGCGAGUCGGUGUCGCUGCAGGCGGGGGGCGCGGGGGGCGCGGGCGGGGGCGCGCCGCUGGAGCCGUUGGACCGCGACCUCGUGUGGGCGCAGCUGCUGUCCUCGCGCCAGGCCUGCUUCCUCAUGGGCGCCAGCUGCGGCGGCGGGAACAUGAAGGUGGACGAGGAGGAGUACCAGCGGCUGGGGCUGCGGCCGCGCCACGCGUACUCCGUGCUGGACGUGGUGGAGCUGGGCGACGGCGCGGGCGCGGGCCCGGCGCGCCUGCUGCGCCUGCGCAACCCCUGGGGCCACUACACGUGGCGCGGCGCCUGGGCGGCGGGCGCGCUGCCGCCGCACAGCGACCCGCACGCCGACCGCGACCACGGCGUCUUCUGGAUCAGCUUCGACGAUGUGCUCAAGUACUUCGACUGUAUAGACAUCUGCAAGGUCCGUAUGGGCUGGCAUGAGGUCCGCCUCGCUGGGAUACUGCCGCCCAUGUCCUCGACACGCCACCUCACCUGCCUGCUGCUCACCGCCAACCAGCCAACUGAGGUCGACUUCACGCUGUUCCAGGAGGGACAGAGGAACUCAGCGAAGAGUCAGCGCUCACAGUUGGACCUGUGCGUGGUCGUGUUCAGAACUAAGUCGGGGCCGAGCGCGCAAGUCGGGAAACUUGUAGCGCAUAGCAAGAGACAGGUCCGCGGCUUCGUGGGCUGUCACAAAAUGCUAGAGAAAGGUUUCUACCUAGUCGUGUGCCUGGCUUUCAACCACUGGCAUACCGGUCUAGAACUAGCAGACAGUUCGGCCUGGCCUCGCCAUGUGCUAGCCGCCCACUCGUCCAAGCCUCUCUCGGUGGAGAGGCCGUCUUUACACCCCCAUAUACUCGCCGAUGCGAUAAUAGGCCUGACUCUAGCAAGAGGACAGAGGCAUGAAGGCCGGCAGGGGAUGACGGCCUAUUAUUUGACUAAGGGUUGGGCCGGUCUCGUCGUGAUGGUAGAAAACCGUCACACAGACAAAUGGAUUCACGUGAAGUGUGACUGUCAGGAAAGCUAUAACGUUGUCUCCACUAGGGGUGAACUCAAAACGAUCGAUUCUGUUCCACCUUUGCACAGACAAGUAAUCAUCGUCCUCACUCAGCUAGAAGGUAGCGGCGGGUUUUCAAUAGCGCACCGAUUAACGCAUCGUCUAGCAGCAGGAGCUCGCCUGCAGGACUGGGCGCCACACGCUGACGACGAGCCUCGCCAUCGACCGCCAUUAGCGCGGCGACUUCACGGCUUACACGCGCCGAGAUUGAUCACCUAGUAAGCGUAGAACUGCGGUCGUGUCGGCAGCCGGCCAGGCCGCAAUUAACGCGCUGACUAAAAUUGACUAAAAAUAGCUUUGCGCCUGCAAUCUGAACACAAGAUAUUAAAAUUAUCAGCAUUUGACAAAAUGAAAGAUUAGUUGCUACAUAGAAGCUUCUACUCAAAAUCGGAUUUAGACUUUUUGUAUUUCGAAACGGGAAAAUUUAGCCACGUGUCUAACAUGUCUAAAAGCACAAGGAAAAUUUGUACAGAUGACAGUUAAUUGGUAUAUUAUUAGAAAUUGGAUAUUUGUUAUUACCAUUAAAGAUAAUCGUGCAAUUAAAUGUGCAAUGUAUAUGUUGUAAUAAUAAUAAUUGGACACAUCAAUUAAAUAUGAAAUGUAAAGACAAGGCCUGUUCUCAUGUGAGAUUGAAUGUAAGCACAAUAUUGACUCUUAUUCUGUUAGAAAUAAAAUACAAAGUAAGUUAACGUUGUAAUAACUGAGCGAGCUGGCUGUGGUGCCAAAUGUAACUUAACUACUUGUGCGAGGUCAAACUAUCAGAAUUUUCGCAAGUUCGGGCAAAAUUAGGUAAUUUUCCCACUGCUGGGUAUAGGUAGUCUAGUCCAGAAGAGGGAAAAAUAAUAAUUAUAAUCAUUGAUUACCAUAUCUUAAUUAAAUUUGACACAAUAAAAUGUUCAAUCAGUGAUUUUAUAAAAAUAUGCCAUUGUUUUCUUAGAUGUAGACCUGAAGCGGUUUUUUUUCAAAAUGCUCAAUUCCAAAUCAUAUUGGUGAAUUAACGCACUGUCAUAAAAUUCAAUAACUAAAUUAAAACUGAACUCAAAAGGAUUCUUAAUCCUAUGGUCAUAAAGUUACAUUUGGCGUACCACUAGUCAAACCGCGGGUAGCUAGGUACUAGGCCUAUAUCGCUAACGACACAAAUAGCUAUUAAUAUUUUUUCUACUACACUAAAUAUACUCAUAGGAAUACACGUCCGGCCGAAUAAAUGUAACACAUUUUGAUUAAAACUUUUUAUUCAGCUGGUGUUAAGAUUUUGCCGCGGAAACGCGCACCGAGUGUUAUUUUUGAAAGAAUAAAUAAUAAGACACUGAUAAUUAAUAAUAAUUUAACAAAAAGAAAUGUAGAUUUCGCAAAAACGUGUGCUAAAAAAGUUUUCAACACAAAAAAAAUAUCAAAGACAAUGGUAGGUAUUACGACUCGUGAGUAUUGCAAUCGUUUUGCGAAAUUCGCAUGUAUAGCGAUAAGUAUAUAUCACGUAGAUGUAAAUUUUAAGAUUAAAGUGUAAAAAUCUCUUGUGCAAUGGUUUUUUAAUCGGCUCUACUGUGAACAAUUAACACAGUACUGUUAUCAUUGUGGGAGCAGGAUGGCGUUAUACGCUGUGUAUAUGUUUGUCUCGCUUGGACACUGGCAACAGACUUGAAGAUGUCAUAGUAAGCGCUCAGUUAUAACGGGGUAGUUGUAAUAGUUGUUGCAGAAUUUUGAAGAAACGUUUCUCAUUUUCAGAAUCUCAUCAACAAGUAAUUAUAAUUAUUACGACUGAUAUUAGAUUUUUACUCGUUCAUUUUCUAUUAAUAUUUUUGAUUGUUACUACAUGUGUUUUUUGUGUGUGUUUUAAACAAAGCCCAGUUUUUUAAUUUAAACACCGCUUUAAAUUCAAUAAAAUCAACUUAAAAACGUAGCAACAAAUUUCUUUCUCGUUAUAAGGUUCAUAAGAUACAGUAACAGACGGACAGACGGAUGGACAGGCCUGUGAAAUAGGGUUUUCCGUUUUACCCUUCGGUAACAGGUUACGGAACCCUAAAAAUAUUCCUACCCAUUAAAAACUGAUCAUAAUUUAAAUGGUAACUCCAUUUUUUUAAGACUUCAAGUUAGACUGUAAACGUCUAUCAAUGUACAAAAGCGGUGUUUCCAAUAAGGCCGGGCUUUAUUUAAACCCGUCUUGUAGAUUUAUUUUAUAAAUGACGAAGAUAUUACUUUGAUGCGGAAUUAUUAAUGAAUGCUCUAAAAUUUGGUAUUAUUUGUAAAGGCUGAGUUCUCUUUAACUCGAAUUAUUUAAACAGUGAUCAAAUGUUGGCCUAAAUGUUUGUGUGUAUCACAAACGUUUGCUCCAAAAGUUUGUGAAAAUAGUAUUAAUUUUAUGUACGGGACUUUUUAAAGUGAAAAAUAAUUAAAAAGUGAUUAAUUGUUGUAUUAUAAAUCGGGAAUCUCAGUCUUUAGCUUGUAAUUAAUUAGAAAUAUUCAAUUAGAUUUAGAGUUUUUAAAAUUGUAUUUUGUUGGAAUAUGCAUUCCUAAUGUUGUUUUAGCGAAAUUACAUUUUUUAUAAGCAUAAAAUCGCAAGGAAAUUAUUUAAAUUCAUGAUUGAAAAACAUCAUAAUUUCCAAAUGUGUAGUCUCAAAUGAAGAGAUAAAAUCACAAAGUUUUGCGUUCACGCAAUUAAUCAAUUGAAAUCGGAAUUUACUGAACUUAUGGCCUUAUUUAAACCAAUCGCACCUAGUACAGCUGUCGGUUGUCUUUGUGCAUGUGAUUUUAAUUUUUGUGAAACCCUCGCAACAUAUACUUCAUUUACAUACGUAUUCACUUAUUCGUUCAUGCCUAGCCAACCCGCUAUGUGAAGUCACUGACAAAAAAUAGAUAUCAUGAAAGAUAGAAACACAGUCCUCAUGGCCACCGGUCACCUUGGAGUACAAAGUGUCAGACUAUUACUGACUAAAUCUGAACCGCUUUGCAACGUCACCUACGUUUUGAUCUCGGUAAAUGUGUUGAAAUUCUUUAUUCACUAACAUUUGGUAGCCGUACCUUUGGUUUCAAUAAGGCCCUGCAAGAAAUUCCAAGAAAAUCGGAACAAAGAUCGCUAAGCGUUUCGUUACACAAUCGCUAUUUUAGUAAUUGGUAGCUCUAAAAUAACUUGUAAAUAUUUAAAUUGCUUUUAAUUAAUUUAGAUGUAACGAGAAUGUCGAUGUUUUUAGCACGAAGUGUUCAAAAAGACAUUCUCAUGAAAAGUACUUUCAUUCCAGAAAUACUCAUUAUUUAUUUAAUUAAUUAUUAAUUUAAUUGUUGUUUUGACAUGAUUCUAGUGAUGCAAUAUCUUGCCAUUAUUUUGCUUUAGAACGGUUAUGUUAGUAAUUUAAGUUAAGUAUUUUGAUUUUAAGUCUGGCCUAUUGUUAAGAUUCGUGCAAUAUUUUCUCACGUUUAUAUAUUAUAAUUUAUAUAUUAGUGAGAUGUUCACACUGGCUAGCACAAAUAUACGCGGUGAGUGUGUGUAUAGAUAAAUAUAUACAAUUUUGAACAUGGUUCUAUCUAUCCAAGUCUGUAAUUACUACGUUUCUGCUGUUCCGGGAAAAUUAAUAAAUGUAGAUUUUUGUCCCCUAUUUGGUAGUGUUUUUUUCUUGAAAACAGAUUUACUAGCCGAAGUUGUGACAUAUUUUUGAUAAGUACACUAUAAAAGAAAAACAGUUAUUUGCUAUUAAAAGCUUGUCAAAUUUGGUUCAGCCUUUUUUAAGUCUAGAUUUAUCUGGAACAAACAAUAAAUCAUGAUCAUCGUGCUCAUUUCUACAUCAUCAAAAACCUGCAUAUUUGAAACAAAUAUCUUUUUUUUACGUUUCGAUGGCUCUUUUUACAUUGUUUGUCUAUCCACACACUCCCUGACAAACAUUUAUUAUUAAUAACAUAAUUAAGUUAUCAAUCGCAUAGUGUAUUAUAUUAUGGUACAAUACCAUUCGCUCUAUAGUUCACAAUUGUAUAUUUUUACACUUCAUAAUCAUAUAUACAUAUUAUAUACACUUAAAAUAUGUAAACUCGUAUCAUCUUCCAUAGUUUUCUUACUACCGUACUUAAAUGGCACUUAAAUUUGAGAUGUUCUUUAGUUCUUUUAUUCUGUGGGAACAGUUAAGUGUCAGAUAACAAAGGUUCUGUUUAAAAUUAGAUUUUUAUUUAUAGAAGGCCUGAAAAACGCGUUUUAGAAAUGUGGACACAUAAUUUUAUUCAUGAAGUCCUUCUAUAGGUUCUCAAAAAUACACCUUUCGCUAUGCGGCCUCUUUAAGUGACAAGAAGGCUCAUUAAGGGCUUCUCAAAUUUGAGUCGAGUUUAAGUAAUCGGUUAUUUAUCUAACAGAUUUUGUAACUUUCAAUUAUAGUAUUUCUUUUUAUAAUAAGAUAGUGCCAUAUUUAUUGUAAUUUUAUAUCGGCAGCCAUUUUCCUUUACUAGUAUUUUGAUACGCUAUUAGUGCAAUGCAUAUAUGUUGUUCGUUUAAGACCAUUCGUACAAACAUUCAUGAUGACUUAUUAGUUCGCGCAAAAUGUCCCUAAUCGCUUGGGAUAGCACGAAUGUUACUGAAACUUGGGUUAGCAGGUACAAAAUGUACGAAUAAAUUAUUAACAAAAUGUUUGUAAUUACACCAAAAACGAUAUAACACCCGGUUUCUGAAAGACCGAACAUUGCAGCAAAAUUAAGAAAAUAGUCGACAGAUGUCAAAUCUGACGUCUGUCAAAUUGAAAUAAAGCAAUGAUGUAUUGUUUUAAGAUUUGAUUAAACAGUCUUUCAGAAAUUGGUUAUUCUCGUAAAAUAAAAUUUGUAUAAUAAUAUUGUUUUUGCGAGUCCCUAUUCCUUUUUAAAAUUUUGUGAAUCUAAGACGUGUUGGAUGCACUGAGAAAAAAACUUUUGAUGACUUUUAUUUAAAAUAGUUUUAUGUUUUUGUAGCAUAAAUGACGCUUAUUUUACACGUUAGAUGUACGUGGAUGCAUGUUAAACUAUUUAUGAUAAGGUUAAGUAAAUAAAAUUAUUUAAAUUUGA